Lipotes vexillifer (Yangtze River dolphin) is the source of this 3685-nucleotide messenger RNA. RefSeq names its product DENN domain containing 2C (gene DENND2C). Bases 193 to 2826 code for a protein of 877 amino acids. Lineage: Eukaryota; Metazoa; Chordata; Mammalia; Artiodactyla; Lipotidae. The record is from RefSeq and is a predicted model, not a curated record. The transcript is spliced from 17 exons.
AUAGGAUUAUUCAAGAUAAAGUUGUAGCCAUUUUCAACAAGGAUUGAUGAUCAGAAUUUUUCUUUUUAAAACAUUUUCAAGUUAAAGAUGAAAGGAAAAUACUGGAAUUGUUUGGAUUCUAACUGACAGGUUAAAGAAUAUAGUAUUUCACAGUUACUUGUAAUGGAACCUCAGUAAAAUUCAUCACUUGUCAUGCACCCAACUGGGAACAUGGAUGUUGGUUUUUCUCGUUCUGCUGUUCAUACACUGUCAAGAAGCCACUGCAAAAACAUCAAACAAAAAAUUUCUCAGUGGGAAGGAAGAACUAAUGGUAAAUCUAAUCCAGAUAAGUGCGAUCCACAGGACUUUGGAGUGAGAUAUAAUAACUGUAAUCAAGAGAUUCUUCUUAAGAGAAAUCCUGUUGCUGAGGGAAAGUGCAAAAAGCUGGAUGUCACCAACUCUCAAAAUGUUGAUCAGGGUAUUAAUGAAGAUGCCAAAAGCCACAAUCAAAGUGAGGAUGAAAGUGAGAAACAUGAAUAUGAUGAUACACACUUCUUUAAAAAUGAAUCAGGAUCCAACUGGGUAUGUUCUCGGGCCAAACAAACUGAAAGCUGGAAAGAAGUUUUGGAUCCAGAGACUUCAUUACCUCCAGGAAAUUUCUAUACCUCACAGAUAUUGUGGAAGAAAAUAGAAGCACUUCCGCCAGAUAAAGUCUUAAAUUUAGCUUUAGAACAUUGUGACUCUUCAGAAAAAGAACUGAAUUUCAGAGGUCUGGAUAGUUCAUAUGGAGUAACGAAGAGCUUAGAAAACAUUUACUCUGAACCUGAGGGACAAGAAUGUGGACCUUCUAUAAAUCCUUUGCCAAAACCUCGUAGGACAUUCAGAUAUUUAUCUGAAUCUGGUGGUAUGCCAUAUAAAGAAAGAAACUGUGACAGAAAAUACUGUGAAAAUAAUUCUUGCACAGAGUCCUCUUUAGCCUCUUCUCAGGAACCUGAACCAAAGAAAUAUGGCAGAAAAAUCAGAGGGAGAUCUAAAAGGAAAUCCUUUGAAUUUGAGGACAUUCAGCACUUUCGAAAUCAGAACUCACGGAAGAUUCAUGAAGAACUUAGAAGAAAUUCUGGCUCAGCACUUUAUUACACACAGUCUGAGGACAAUAUCUAUGAGGAUAUCAUAUAUCCCACCAAAGAAAAUCCAUAUGAAGAUAUUCCAGUGCAGCCUUUGCCCAUGUGGAGAUCUCUUUCAACAUGGAAGCUACCACCCCCUAAAAGUGCUUUCAAAGCACACAAGCUUGUAUUGAAAAUAGAUGAUAUAUUUGAAUCUAAGAGAGGGAAGAAGAGGGUAAAGUUACACCCUUACACUGGAAAAGAUGUACCUCCCUCUAAAGGUGAAACCAGUGGGUACGAAAGUGAUGCCGAGUAUCUGCCAAAGAGUUGCUACAAGCGCAUAGCACAACUGCAGCAAUCUUCCAAGAGGAAUCCUCACUACCAGACCUUAGAGCGGGAUCUAAUUGAAUUACAGGAGCAGCAGCUGUUUGAACUUUUUGUGGUGGUGUCUCUACAGAAGAAGCCAUCAGAAACAAGCUACACUCCCCAGGUCAUACAACAAUUCCCUAGCAAGGGUCAUCAUGGCUUUAAGCAAUCCAGAGACACUGAAGACAGGCUCAAAGUUAUCCCAAAAUUUUGUUUUCCUGAUUCAAAGGACUGGGUGCCAACCUCAGAACUCAAGAGUGAAACGUUCUCCUUUGUCUUAACUGGUGAAGAUGGGAGCCGGUGGUUUGGUUACUGUAAGAAGCUCUUGCCAGAAGGCAAAGGAAAGCGACUCCCUGAGGUAUACUGCAUGGUCAGUCGCCUAGGCUGCUUCAACCUUUUUUCAAAGAUUCUGGAUGAAGUAGAGAAGAGAAGAGAAAUGUCUCCAGCUUUGGUUUACCCAUUUAUGCGCAGUGUCAUGGAAGCUCCUUUCCCAGCUCCUGGACGCACCAUCACAGUAAAGAGCUACCUCCCUGGGGCUGGAGAUGGGUCAAUUGAACUGUGCCGACCACUGGACUCACGAUUGGAACAUGUUGAUUUUGAAUGUCUCUUUAAGUGCCUGAGUGUGUGCCAUCUCAUUCGGGUCUGUGCCUCUCUCCUUUUGGAGCGGAGGAUAAUCUUUGUUGCCAACAGCCUAAGCACCCUGUCAAAAUGUGGCCAUGCUGUGGUUGCCACACUGUAUCCAUUCACCUGGCAGCAUACCUACAUCCCAGUCCUGCCAGCAUCUAUGAUCGACAUUGUGUGCUCACCUACUCCUUUCCUUAUUGGAAUCCUGUCUUGCUCCUUACCACAGCUCCAGGACCUACCCAUUGAAGAGGUGCUGAUAGUUGAUCUCUGUGCAGACAAGUUCUUACAGGAGGUAUCUGAUGAGGAUGAAAUUCUACCACCUAAACUCCAAGCUGCCCUGAUACAAAUUUUGGAAGAACGAAAUGAAAUUUUGGCUCAGGAGCAGAAUUUUUUACAAGAUGUGACACUCAACUCUCUGGUGUCCGAAGCAUUUGUCAGGUUUUUUGUUGAACUGGUGGGACAUUAUUCUUUGAGCAUGACUGUCACUGAGCAUGGGGAGCGUGUAUUCCAAAGGGAGCCAUUCCGUAAAUCCCACACUUCCCGAAGUGUACGCCACUUCCUGGAUCUCUUCAUGGAAACUCAGAUGUUUGCAGGAUUCAUCCAGGACCGAGAGCUUCGGAAAAGUGGGGUGAAAGGUUUGUUUGAGGUCCGGGCCCUCCAGUAUUUGGAAACAAUUCCUGAGUCUGAGCCCAGUGGAGUGAAUAGAAUUUUGCGGAGUCUUGGAAGUAAAAUGAAAUUUCUUCAGAAGAAAUGAAAUCUUUGAUUGACAGCCUCCAUCCUAAAUAGAAGAGAAAGUGACAAAGAAACUAUUUUUCGAAGAGUCAAGAUGCCCUGAAGUAUUCUACAAAGUCUUGAAAGUUGAAAGUUUACAGAGUGGGCCAGGUUCUCGGAGGAGGAUUCUCCUGUUGCUGCUGUAGUAAUCACUGGAGAAUUGUUGGGAGUAGUCUGGAACCAAUGCUCCCUUUACUCUGCCUCCAGAUUUUUUUUAAGUGGCCUUUCUUUUUGAUUCCUGAGCUCAUUCUUUGUGUUUUGAGCUUAGUCUAUGAAGGCACUUGUCUUUUACAAGAAAGAGGUGGUGUUGCAUUUUAAAAACAGCUCAAAGAUGAGCACAAUGAGAAAAGUGCUGCAUUUAAGGUACUACCGAGGCAUGAUAGAAGUAGAGGACUAGCCCUUCACACAUAAUUCUCAUCACUGAAAUACCGUGGCAGCUUUAAACCUAUGGGCUGUUUGAGCUGAGCUAAGGACUAUACUCAUCUUUUUUUUUUUUUUUUUUUUGGUCUAAUGCUCUGUCUAGGGGAAUCUCACUUACGCGGAAGCCCUAUGUAUUAUCACUGUUAUUGAGUAUCUUAUAAAAAUAGACAUUUUAUAGCUCCUCCUCCCCAUUGUGUGGCACUUGGGUAGCUUGUCCCACGCAUGUCAACAUUAAACUUUGGGGAAUUAUAGCUAAUGGGGGACUUCCCUGGCAGUCCAGUGGUUAAGACUGCAUGCUUCCACUGCAGGGGGCACGGGUUUGAUCCCUGAUCCGAGAACUAAGAUCCCCCAUGCAGAUUCCACAUGCCGCAUGGCAUGGCCAAAAACAAGAAAAGAAAAAAAUAUAUACCUAACAGGAAAAU